Molecule: messenger RNA, 3089 nt
Organism: Eleginops maclovinus (Patagonian blennie)
Lineage: Eukaryota; Metazoa; Chordata; Actinopteri; Perciformes; Eleginopidae
Gene: cd44b
Product: CD44 molecule (IN blood group) b
Exons: 8
Coding region: 307-1458 (383 amino acids)
Biological process (GO): cell adhesion; positive regulation of ERK1 and ERK2 cascade; inflammatory response
Cellular component (GO): plasma membrane; basolateral plasma membrane; macrophage migration inhibitory factor receptor complex
Molecular function (GO): hyaluronic acid binding; cytokine receptor activity
Source: RefSeq, a predicted model, not a curated record
UGAACCACUCGUGCCCUUCUGUGUGUGUGGUUGUCUCUUUCAGGCAGAGAAUAGAAAAGUUGGGGCAAAGUCUGAGUCAGCUCCAGCAACUACCAGACACUCACAGCAACUCCCUCCAGUGACAGACUUCUUCUCUCUCCUUUUUUUUUUUUUGUACUGCUCUCUCACUCAGUCAUUCACUCUCUCCCUUUUUCACACACACACCACCAUUCACUUCUGGCAGAGGGAAGACAGGACCACAGGAGAACUGUUACACACCUUUACUCCCAGUUAUUCACAUAGCCAUCGCCAGACGCUUUUCCCAGGAUGUGGACACUUCUUUUGGGGGUCACCUUCGGAUUACUGGCCUCCUCCAGGACCGAACAACUUCAAGUGAAUUCCCGCAGCUGCAGCUAUGCUGGGGUAUUUCUGGCUGAGGGGGAGAGCCGUCACACUCUGGGAUUUGAAAUGGCUGUAAAGUUGUGUAAGCAGCUUCAGAGCAUCUUGGCGAGUCAAGAACAAGUCCAGAAUGCCUUUCAUAAGGACAUGGAGACAUGCAGGAACGGCUGGACCAGCAAUGCGAGCAUUGCCAUCCUCAGACACUCGCCCCAUGAAAAAUGUGCAAAGAACAUGACUGGUCUCAUUACUAAUCCAAAUGUACAGGCUGAUGAACCUUAUGAUGCCUACUGCUUUGAUGAAACAGAUGGGCCUGACAAGAACUGCACAAAAAUGUUUGUAUUAAAACCACAAGCUGAGGAGUCAACAACAGAAGGCCUGGGGGAGACGGCUCAAACAGCACAACCUGUGGAUGCUUCUGGCAGUGGGGGCGGGGACCCCACAGUAACCCCUGGGGAAGAUGAUCUUAGUGAGGGGAUUGAAACAACUACUAGUCCAUACGAGACAGAGGCUCCAACAGAGGGCCCCACUACGGAAGAGACCAGCGAUAUUACUUUCCCUCCCAGUGUAGAGCUGCCUGGAUCUGAUAUGAUACCUGAGGGGGAAGACAACUCUCGUACAGCCCCUUCUGGAGAUCCUACUGUUACACAAGUGCCCACUGAAGAGGGGCAUGAUGGAGAGCAUGCCAGAACAGAAUUUCCACCAGCACAACCAAACCCUAAUGGCAAAGGACGGGUGCUGGGUCCUGCUCAGACUGAGCAAGGUGACGAGCCGGGCAAAGAUUCAUCAAACUGGCUGGUUAUCCUUGUAGUGGUUGUUGCAGUUGGUGCUAUUCUUCUCAUAUGCGCAGCUGUUGCAACAAGAAAGAGCUGGUGUGGCCACAAGCAGACCCUGAUGAUCACCUCCAAAGAUGCCGGUGAGGGAAACGGUGCUUCAGCAAUAGCAUCUAGCUCCCAAGCCCAGGAGAGAGAACAGGAGAUGGUGACCCUGAUGAACAAGGAGAAGAUCACGGAGAACGGCAACACGGAGGAGUUCACCGUCAUCAAGCUAGAGGAGUCGCCAGAUAAAGAACAGCUGGCGUGAGAGAGUGUAGAAGCAGACAGGGAAGACUAGGUGAGGAUAGGGAGGGAAAGUGAGGAGAUGGACGGGAUAUUGGAGGGGAGGGGGGGGGGCUUCAAACACUGGGGUUGAAACUGCUUUGGUGGCCAGCACUGGAUGGACACUGAGAAAUGGUGUCUGAUAUUUAGAAAUAUGGUACAAUGAAUGUGCAGCAUUUUGUGUGUCUGGUGUGCCAGGUUAGUGAGGACUGAAUGGCGGUUUCGGAUCAACAUUCAUUCUGGGGUAUCAUGCAUUGGUGCAUAGCAGGGUGUGUGAAUGUGUUCUAUGUCUCUGUGUUUAAUGAGGGGAUGGGUUUUAAAGGGAGGGGGUGGUGAGGGUUUGUGAAAAACGAAUUGUUGACAAAUUAUUCUCUUUUUUAUGGAAUUGGUUGUUCCUAAAUGAUAUGGCCUUUAGCCUUAAUGGGAAAUGGAAGUUGAUCAUUUUGUUUGAGAUACUGCAAAUAGCAAAAACAUCAUUUUGAGCAAAAAAACCUGUGGUGUUUUAUUUCUUUGAUUUAUUUACUUAUUGUUGUAACCCUGUGUAUAUUUCAGCUGUGCCUGUGGACAAUUUUUUUUGGGGGGGAUGGGGAUGUCACCACCUUAAUUUAUGCAGCUUUUACUCCCUGUUCCUUGCUCUCUGUAUAUAAAGUAUACUGUAUGUGUUGCCUUAGCAAUAGCCACCAGUGCUUUUUGUUGUUUGGUAGAAAAGAGGCAUUGUAUCCCAUUCAAUAAAGGUUGUGUCAUGUUUUGAGGAUUAUUUAAAUAAAAAACAGUACCUCAGAGAUAAACAAUUGUCAAUAGAUUUUUGCAAUAGUCAAAGUGGAGUGGAUAUUGUAUGAAUCAACAGGAGCAUCCAAACUGUACAACAGAUGCACCAUGUAAGUUAAUAUAUAAUAAUUUAUUUGGGUUGGAAAUACGAUGGAGUGAAGUCCCUAGUGUUAUCCUGAGGAUAAGUAGAGUGAUGAUGAUAUACUGUAUGCAUACUAUAUACACAGUGUGUACAUUGAUUAAGGGAAAAAGAAAGAGGCAAAAUAAAUAACUGGAUGAAUUAAUCAUUUUUUGAAUGCAGGAUACAAAUUAAACCGUCACAAAUUGAGUGACAGUGGCCUAGCUUUAGAUGCUAAAUUGCAUGGCACAUAUGAUAAUGGGGGGCCCAUGAGCUGUAAAACAUAGCAAUGUAAAGGUUCCUUCAUGAGAAAGGGGCUUUGACAGCAUCGUCUGUGUGCUCCUGUGGGGGAGGAAUUAGAUGAAUGAAGCUUGUGUGCUUGCCCAUGCCUCAGUGUGACAGUCUUUGUACAUUUUACACAUGUAAACAAAAUGCUGCAGUUUUUCUACUGACCAUCUUAUCGAUGCAAUAUUUCAUUCAUUUUGUCAUAUCGCUAUUAUUCCUUUUAUGACUGCUAAUUCUUCCUGGUUUCAGUAUGAAAAUGCUGCAUUACAUGAAACGUGUUUUUAGAAAUAUCUUUCUGACUUGUUUUUUUCCUGCUUUUAGUCUUUGAUUUGUUUUGAAGAGAAGUAGCAAAUGUACUAGUGUAGGCAGGUUUUUAAAAUGAACUAAAGUUGUCGCUGUAAAGAUUUGUAAAGUCAUGGAUAAAAAUAAAUGUGUAUAGAAAAACA